CGUUGUGCCUGCCAGAACAGAAGAAAUAUAGUUGUACAGCUCUCUAGAGUGGAUUACAGACUCUUAAGGCACUAUUUAGGCUUGGUCUGAGCUAGACUUUACUGAUUAUAUACUAUCACUGUGCUCCCCAGAACAUAGGAAGUGCGAGAACAUAACAUCAACAUUACGGAAACAAUUAAUUGAGCUGAAGGAUACCAUUGAAUAUGAAAGUCAAGCUGUGCUGGAAAUAAAAGAGAAGAGUGUGGAGAUAACAGGAGGACAGAUUAACGUAAUGACUGCCUGGUCAAUGUUUGAGAAGUUGAAUAUGGAGAACAACUCCAAAGAAGCCAAGAGUCUUCGUCUGGAGAUUGGUGACUGCAGCGCCGAUUCUGAGGACUGGACAAGCUCAGAAAGUGAUUCAGAGCAACUCCCUACUGAGAAGAAAGGGACUCAGAUUGUGAGCAAACCACACCGGCAGCUCUGCCGCUCUCCUUGCCUUGAACGGCCAGUUCUUUCGAAAUGCAGUGUCCUACAGGAUUUUCAGAGUGAAGACAAUAAAUCCAAAUUUGAUGAUGAAUACAAGGCUGCUAGUUUAGAUAAAGAAUACCAGGCCAAAAUGGAGUUUGCCUUAAAACUAGGAUAUUCAGGAGAACAGAUACAAACUGUGCUCAAUAAACUGGGAUCAGAUGCUCUUAUUAAUGACAUUUUAGCUGAGCUGGUCAGACUUGGGAACAAAAGCGAAUCUGAGCCACAGCCUCCCAGUGUGGGUAAUGCAGGUACCCUAGUGUCCAGGGGCCAGUGUGUGAAGGAGAUCACGAGCCCAGAGCUGUCAUUGGAAGAUGAAGUUGUGGAUGAUUCUGACAAUUUGAGACCUAUAGUCAUUGAUGGAAGUAAUGUGGCCAUGAGUCAUGGAAACAAGGAAGUGUUCUCUUGUCGUGGGAUUCAGUUAGCUGCGGAAUAUUUCCUGGAAAAAGGACACAAAGACAUCACAGUAUUUGUUCCUGCAUGGAGGAAAGAACAGUCCAGGCCAGAUGCGCCCAUUAAAGAUCAAGAACUAUUACGAAAACUUGAGAAAGAGAAAAUUCUGGUUUUCACACCAUCCCGACGAGUGCAGGGGAGAAGAGUGGUGUGCUAUGAUGAUCGAUUCAUAGUGAAGUUGGCCUUUGACUCGGAUGGAAUUAUUGUGUCAAAUGACAACUAUAGGGAUCUACAGAACGAGAAACCAGAGUGGAAGAAAUUUAUAGAAGAACGUCUUCUAAUGUAUUCCUUUGUGAAUGACAAGUUCAUGCCACCUGACGAUCCUUUAGGACGUCAUGGUCCCAGCCUGGAUAACUUCCUGCGAAAGCGUCCCGUUAUUCCAGAGCACAAGAAACAGCCUUGCCCUUAUGGGAAAAAGUGCACUUAUGGACACAAGUGUAAAUACUAUCAUCCAGAACGUGUUAACCAGCCACAGAGAUCAGUUGCUGAUGAGCUUCGUGCCAGUGCUAAGUUGUCUGCUGUGAAAACGAUGAGUGAAGGAGCCUUGGCAAAAUGUGGCAUUGCCAUAUCGGGUGUGAAAGGGGAGACAAAUUCUGAGAUUAAGCGUGUCGCUCCAAAGCGCCAGUCUGACCCCAGCAUCCGAUCUGUAGUUUGUGAGCCAGAGGAGCGAUUGACACCAGCUCGCAGACUAGAGACUAACUCUGUGCCUUCUUUGGUCACUGCAUCGAGUGUACCUACAUUUCAACCCAAUAAAAACAAUGCAGCCAGUGCCAUGAGUACCCGAUCUGCAAGCAGUCCAGUGCCAUGUUCCAAACAGUUCACUCACCAGAAAUCCUCACAAGAACACUUAUCCACUUUAAAUUAUCCACCUAUUCUUGUAACCAACAGCCAUGGAAACUCUGUGAGUUAUACAGAACAAUAUCCAAAAUAUGAUUCAACUUUAGACACUGGCUACUACUCCAUGAUAAAUGACUUCUCAAAUUUGAGUAUCAGCAGUAUGCGGAACCAUGACAGCUAUUAUGGAUUGGAAUCGGAUCAUGGUUUGUAUCCAAGAAACACUAGUCCUCACACAGAAACCUGCAUUACAAGUAAUGAUUCCUAUUCUUCAUACAGUGACCUGGCAUACCUUGGCACUGUAGAACCAGGUCCAGAAGAUAAUGUGAAAACCCAUCAGCCACAAUCACAGAAUAGGCUGCAACCUUUCAUUCAUGGCUACCAUGAACCUAUAACAAGAGUGCAGAGCUAUGGACCAGAGGAGCCAAAACAGCCCCAGCGUAAACAGUCUAUCUCCCAUUUAGCUCCUCAUAUACAGCAUUCUGCUGUUGGAGCACGUUCCAGUUGUCCUGGGGACUAUCCUGUUCCUCAAAACAUUCAUCCAUCUGCUAAUAACCAACCAGGACGGGCUCUGGUAAUGACUAGGCUGGACAGCAUUUCUGAUUCACGACUGUAUGAAAGUAAUCCAACGAGACAACGAAGACCUCCACUCUGCAGAGAGCAGCAUACAAGCUGGGAUCACCUACCAUGUGUCACAGAUUCCUAUAGAUACCCUUCAUACCCUUUGACUAAUAAUCUCAUGCAACCCAAUUAUGAACCUGGUAUGUUUAGAAGUAUGCCAGAGAAGAUAGAGCAGAUCUGGAGGUCCCCCUGGCAGGGAAUGCCCAAUGAGCAACAGGACCAUCUGGCAAUCCGGGAACAUCAGUACCAAACGUAUCGAAACCUCUGUAACAUCUUCCCAGCAGACAUAGUUCAUGCAGUAAUGGAAAAGAAUCCCCAUGUAACUGACCCCCAACAUCUUGCUGCAGAGAUUGUUGCCAAACAACUACGUUCUGGGCGGUAAAACACAAAUGAAGGAUUGAUGACCAAUUGUGUAUUGUUAGGACAAACAAGAGAAAGUCUGUUUAGUGCACAACAUUUGUGAAAUUCAGGUUGUCUAACACAAUAGAUCUAAGAAUGCUAUAAGUAUUUUAAAAGCAUUUGAUUAUCUGAAGAGGUUUAGGCAACUUUGAAGAGGAAAUGAAUACCUUACUUUGUUAAAAUCGCAAACCUUCUACUUUUGACUUCCAGGAUUUUCCAAGUUACAAAGUAUAUUUGAAUUGUACUUUUAAGAAGAGUUAUCUUUUCAACAUAAAUUUCCAUACGCCUGACUUAUGGAUUGUAGGAUUUGGAAUCUUAAUAAAAGUCCAAGAGGAAAUAAGUGUAAUUGUAACUUUAAAAAGACUGUGUUUGCAAAUAAUGCAAACAAGAAUAAAAUCAUGUUAAAGAUUACAUACAACAAAUUAAAUUGAUAAUUUAAAUAUUUCAAAUGGCAUCCACAGAUUCAAAUGAUAAAAUCUCAUGUAAGGUAUCUAUUUCCUGUUUCAGAUUCUCAACCAAAAGUAUAGCACUUCAGACCAUUUCCUUUGAGUCGUAUUUUAAGGGUGGAAAAUUUGCAGCCAAAAACAAACCUUUUGGAAGCAUUAUUGUAUGUUAUCUUCAGACUGCACUGAUGUGCCACUAUAUUUAAAAGCAAUGUAUAUUAUUGCUAACAUUUGACAAGCUUGAUGUUUCAAGCUAGGUCUUGUUGAUUUAAAAAAAAAUGUUUUUCAUGAAAGUUGAGAAGGCCUUUAGGGGGUCUUUGUUUCUUCAUGAGAAGGUCUGACACUGCCUAAAUGUUUCUUACUGUGAAACACAUGGAAUGUGAGGCUGCAGUCAGGGUUGUUUCUGUCAUUUUGCUAAUGGCUUGCAAAUGCUGUGUAGUUGUUUUCUAUUUCCUACAAAAGCAGCAUCAUCACUUUAGUUUAAAACUGCCAGUUUGUUAUACGAUUUCACUUCAUAGUUCUGUUGGUGCACAUUUUUAAUGUUUCUAAAAUGUAAACAUUUUAAAAUUAACGUGUACACACUAAUACGUAGGGUAUGCUAACUUCCUUGUACCUAUACUAUCCCUUAAAAGAAGGGCCUGUCUGUUGCUAAUUAGUAGACUGGAAUAAUCAGUAAACGAGUAGAUUCAUCUAGUUAGUAACUGAAUUCUAUAGCCCAUAGUUCCCUGGUUCAGUCUCUCUGUGUGUUGGCUGAUUUCACCCAGGCUGGUAGUAGGCACACUACAGUCAGUCUUGGAGGUAGGGUGGCAAAAAUCAGAUAGGAUCCCUUGUCCUGACUGUUGACUAGCCACACCAACCUUCUCACUCACCCGUUUUAUGGAAAGUGCAUUCGUGUUGUGCACGGGCACUGUUGGUUAGGUGGCUAGAAUAUGAAGUAGUAUACUGUCAACAGUCAAGGUUCAAUCCCCAUAUGAGCUGUGGGAGUUCAUGGUUGCCUGCCUCCUUACUUUACCUCACAUUUGAUGCUGUGUGGUGCCCCUCAAGACUAUAUAACUAAUUGUUACUCUCUCUUGGAGAAAGAUGCCUGUGGUCUAUUAUGGACUGUAGCUAGUUACAGACUUUAUCUAUCUGGAUGAGGACAAGAUUUGUCUCAAGAAUUGAGUGCUGCUACUGUUGCAGAGUUUCCCAACUUUCAUCGCCACUCCAGUGAUGUUACACACAGCUGCUGCUGCUGCCAGGGAACCAUAUCCUAGCAAGACAGUUGAUUAAAACAAAACCACAUCAUUUUGUUGUAUCUGAAACUAUUUUUGUAGCUGACAUUUAAAUACAGCAAAAAGCAAUGCCUGGAAUGAUCAGAAAUGACAUUUGUUUGUUGAUACAAAUUGUAUCUCUUUUCUUGAUUGUAGAAAAUUAUUUAUUAAAUGUACAGUUAUCAUCGGUAGAAUAGCUUUAUCAAAUCUUGCCACAACGUUUGUGACACUGUGUGUCACUGGGAGUAGCCCAUGGGUAUGUAUGAAUUUUUACUGGGCACAGUAGUUUGUAGACCUGAAUUUUUAAAUUCAUGUUCUUCAGAUGUGCACACAUAUUGUGUACAGUACCAGUGUCAUUAUUCAUAACAUUUAUUAGGAUUAAAAAGUAUUGUUUCCAAAAGCUGAACAGUAACUGAUUUUUACAUCCACAUUAUCUGGUAUUUGUUUAUAACCAUCUUUUCCCCUUUUCUGCCUCCUUUUCUAGACUGAAAGCCCAAAAGACCUUCCACUCUCCAGUCAGGACUAUCACUGAUUUUCUCCUUUUAUGAAAGUCAGUAGCGCUCUGUCCCCCAGUAUAAGAGAAUCAAAAUGAGCAGAGCAAAUAAUUCCAUGCAAUUCCUUGGGUACAAGUGUACUAUUUGAAAAAAAAAUUGCUUUUAUUGGUUUGAUUUGUGUGAAAUUUAUCACCUCAGUUCACUUCUGCAUACCUUUUUAUAGGUCUGUAACUAUUAGCUCUUCAGUGUAGCUCAAAUUAUCUUAAUACAUGCUUCUCUUGGAAGUGCAGAAUUGAAACCAGUACCUCAAGCUGUUUUCAGUGAAUAUACAGCACUGAAAUUUUAUACGAUUAUAUUCAAGUAGUCAGCUUUUCUACACCCUAAGACGGAAUAUUGUGAUCCAUCUGGAAUCUCAAAUGCGAAAUUCCAAAAUUGAAAUCAAUAUUGAACAAGCUGCCGCCUGUAUAGAACUUGGCCUCUCAUGACCUCACUGGGAGCCAAGUAUUUAUCCUCUUUGAGAACAUGAGUUGUGUUACUCAAGAAUUUUACUUACAAAAAUACUUUGUAAUGUUUAGGAAAAUAUAGAAUCUUUGACUGAUUCUUGCGUGCAUUAUAUUAGUUUUCUGUUGUCAGCCCAGUUUUCUGUAUGGUACAAUUCUGCACAGCAGAACUGUCACUCCACGUGCUUUGUAGUAGAAAUAAAUGUCAAUUAAACCCCAGUCUUACUUUUAAUGGAAGCAAUAUUUUUUAACCUUAUUGCCCGCCUGACCUUGGCUCUUAUCAUGUAGAGCCAUUCGCUAAAGAAAUCUUUGAAUUGUGGUUCUUUAAAAGAAAUAUGGCAAAGUUUAAGCUACACCUUCCCAUUUUGGUUGGUCAGACAACAGACCUAUACGUUGCAUCUUUAAAUAAGUCUUAGUCUGACCCUUUCAGAUUCAAUUUUUACAAAUUAAUUUUGAAAGAAUUAAUCUAGGCUCUCAUUGAGCACAAGAGCCUUAUGUUUUUUCAAGUCUUUAGAUUCCAUAGGAAGUACUGUAAAGGUCUGAAAUGUCUGUUGAAGGUUAACAAAUGGGAUGCUGUAGCUUUAAGCAACAUGGUUAAUAUUCAGGAGUUUUAGAUUUACAUGGAGCAUUUUGCAUCCUCACCUGCCUGCCUGUUCUUUGCAAUGGUUCAGAAACCCAGCAUAAGGACGAUACAUUUAGAUUUUUCUGUACAAUUUGAGAAUGGUUAUCUUUUGCAUAUGGAAUGUAGGGUCUCUUCAACCAGUUGCAAGAAUGACAGUAAUCUGUGCAAUGAGCUAGAACAAAAUCUGCAUUAUUUAAGAAACACCAAUAAAAUGUUUAAUGUUCAGUGAGACCCUCCUUUCGUUACUGCUUUUGUUGGUUGCACGUAUAAUCUCAUCUAUUAAUGGGAGAAUAAAUUCGAUGACUUCUAUGUUUCUCAGCCCUGUUUAAAAAAAGUCUUGUAAAAAUAAUUUGCCUUGAUUAACUGCUUUCUUUUUGCUACAUCGAGUUUAUUCUCAGCCCCAGAUAGGAUCAAAGUGUACUAUAUUUAGUGAAACUUGUUUGAAGAGAUCAUACAGUUUGUGUAGAUUUACUGUAAUUUAGAUAGCUUGUGUACAGAUAGCUUAAUGUGUGAAAAUAUAAAUAGAAUAUAUAUUUUAUUAGAUUAGUGCAUUUGUUUUAUGAUCUGAUUUUUGUUCUGUUCCUUAUAAUGAAAAUGUUGGCUUUUAUCUGUAGUAAAACAAAAAAACUCUUUGGGUUUGUAGUCCCAAACAAAAUGUAAGUCUUAAUGACAAAAUGUGUCUCUGUCACUUUGAGAAUUUAAAAAAACAAGCAAAUGUGUUUUUAAGCACGCUAUGCGAUCAGUACCUUUUAAUGUGUAUGGAUAAUGUGAUAAAUUGUGCCAAGUGUUGGAUGGUAUAAUUGCUUUUAAUUUUGAGCACAGCUAACUCUAGCUGAUAUUAAUUGUAUUAGUAAAUGUGACAAGGCUGCUAUGACUUUAAAUCACUUUUUCAUUGUUUAAAUGUUAUGCGCUUUGGCUUUAGUUCAUGUCCAAGCAGCUUUUGUACAAUGUAAAUUGAUUAAAGUGGGUGCAUUCAUAAAAGAUCACUACAGUUGCUUACGUACACAAAUACUACAUGGAAGCAACUGUUCUUUCAAUCUGCAAUAAGGGGCUAGUUCUAAAUAAAACCACACUGCCAAUAGGUUAUUAACACAUUUAAUACCAUUCUGCUAUAGCUAAAGUUGUUCUUAAUCCACUAUGCUGUAAUACUGUACAAUCUUCCUGUGCAUCUCAAUCUGUAGAGCUUAAAAUACCAUCUAAAGACAAAACCCCUAUUUUAAAAGGACAAGCUCCAAUAGUACUGUAUAUUUUCCACAACUGUACAUAAAGCAAACAUUUUCACAGCCACCACUACAAUUUACAGAAGUCCUUGAGAAAACACUGCAAAAUUGGCUAUCUUUUCAAUAUUAACAUUUGUGAGAUAUAUACAUGGCAUUGUAAAUAUCAUCUUGACAUUAAAGUGGCCUUGAAAACCUACUUUUCAUAAACUAAUUUUGCAGUGUUACCUUUGCAUCUGUACAAUAGAAGUAAAUAGAGGGAUUUUACUUUGACAAUGGUAUGAACAUGAAGUGCAUAUUCAGGUAAUUUAUUCAGUUUUGAUGAUUGCACUCUAGGAGUAGCAGGGUAAUGAAAUUGAUUUCUGUGCCUUUUUAAAACAUUAUGGACACAACUUCAAAUGGGUUGUAUUUUUGUGCUUUCGAAUGUGUUCCAUACAAGGUGUGCAAUUUAAGAAUGUACUUUAGUGUUUAUUUGCAUGAAGUAAAAGUUAUAACUACCAAAAGAAAAACUGCCCUAAACAAACAUUCAUGUUUAUUAGUGCCAAAUGUAACUAAUUUGUAGUAAAGGAUUUAAAAAUUACUACACAAUUUGUGUUACAUAUAGUCAAUAAAAGUUACUUUCUAGAAGAUCAA
Rhincodon typus (whale shark) is the source of this 7970-nucleotide messenger RNA. RefSeq names its product zinc finger CCCH-type containing 12B (gene zc3h12b). The transcript has 6 exons. Gene Ontology annotation, cellular component: nucleus; cytoplasmic ribonucleoprotein granule. NCBI's taxonomy places the organism in Eukaryota, Metazoa, Chordata, Chondrichthyes, Orectolobiformes, Rhincodontidae. Gene Ontology annotation, molecular function: mRNA binding; RNA endonuclease activity; metal ion binding. The record is from RefSeq and is a predicted model, not a curated record. The coding region runs from base 272 to 2794 and encodes 840 amino acids.